Staurois parvus is the source of this 336-nucleotide messenger RNA. The record is from the annotation of a GenBank genome assembly. NCBI's taxonomy places the organism in Eukaryota, Metazoa, Chordata, Amphibia, Anura, Ranidae.
CCCGGACCCCGCAUUCGCUGUAUCCGCUCUCCCCGGACCCCGCAUUCCCUAUAUCCGCUCUCCCCGGACCCCGCAUUCCCUAUAUCCGCUCUCCCCGGACCCCGCAUUCGCUUUAUCCGCUCUCCCCGGACCCCACAUUCGCUAUAUCCGCUCUCCCCGGACCCCACAUUCGCUAUAUCCGCUCUCCCCCGGACCCCGCAUUCGCUAUAUCCGCUCACUUCCCCGGACCCCGCAUUCCCUAUAUCCGCUCACCCCGGACCCUGCAUUCACUAUAUCUGGUCUCCCACAGUACACAGAACAUGGAAAAAUAAUUAUUUUAGUCAUUAUAAACUGCUA